AUGGAUGGAUGGAUCGAUGGAGAAUUACCUAAUUUAGCUGUUCUACGUUUUAAUAUUCGUGGAUAUUCUUGGACGGAACAAGGAUAUGUUUAUCGAUCAGCAUCAAAUGGUUGUAAAAUUAAUUGUUAUAAUCCUGUUAUUGAUGGUAAUGUUUCUGUACUAUCACAAGGUACAGGAAUAGCUUCAACAUGGAAUAAAAAUUUAAUUUUUCAAUCUGGUGAAUGUCCAAUAUUAACUGGUGAAAUAGCAGUAGCUUUCAAUAAAGUUCUUAUGGGUUAUGCAAAAUGA
Molecule: messenger RNA, 288 nt
Organism: Rotaria sp. Silwood1
Lineage: Eukaryota; Metazoa; Rotifera; Eurotatoria; Philodinida; Philodinidae
Source: the annotation of a GenBank genome assembly